AUGAUUCACAGACCACUGAACUUGACAACAAAGAUAAUCGCGUGUUUGUGCGAGACGUCGGAGGAUCGCGAGAAGGGUCGCACGGAGGAUGUCCUGUUGGGCCAGAUGAAGUCCCUCGCCGCCAGCAUCAGCGACUGGUCUAGUGUGGUGAUCGCCUUCGAGGCUCUGUGGGCCAGUAAUACCGGCGUCUUGGCCACAGCUGCGCAGGUGCAAGAGGCCUUGACCAACAUUCGAGAGUGGCUGCGUGCUAACGUGAGCGACAAGGUGGCCAACAGCACCAGAAUCAUCUACGCAGGUUCCGUUUCGUCCAGCAACUGUCGAGAGCUAGCUCAGCUGGACGACCUGGACGGCUUCCUGGUGGGGAGCGCGGCCCUCAGACCCGACAUCAUCGACAUCAUCAACGCUCGACGACCCGACGUGUCCAGCCUCAUCGCGCACUUCGACCGACCCAGCGGCCGACGCGCCUGACGC
Penaeus indicus is the source of this 471-nucleotide messenger RNA. RefSeq names its product triosephosphate isomerase-like. Gene Ontology annotation, cellular component: cytosol. Lineage: Eukaryota; Metazoa; Arthropoda; Malacostraca; Decapoda; Penaeidae. Gene Ontology annotation, biological process: gluconeogenesis; glycolytic process; glyceraldehyde-3-phosphate biosynthetic process. Gene Ontology annotation, molecular function: triose-phosphate isomerase activity. The record is from RefSeq and is a predicted model, not a curated record.